AUGGCCACCUCUGCUUUCCAGCAAUCAGCAUUCGCUGGUCAAACUGCUCUGAAGCAGGUGAAUGAGUUCGUCCGCAAGACCGGUGGCUCCGGCAGAGGUCGCACUAACAUGCGCCGUACCGUCAAGAGUGCUCCUCAGAGCAUUUGGUAUGGCCCUGACCGUCCCAAGUACUUGGGUCCAUUCUCUGACCAGAUUCCAUCAUACCUGACUGGUGAAUUCCCUGGUGACUACGGAUGGGACACAGCUGGAUUGUCAGCUGAUCCUGAGACCUUUGCCAGGAACCGUGAGUUGGAGGUGAUUCACAGCAGAUGGGCCAUGCUUGGUGCUCUAGGAUGCACCUUCCCAGAGAUCCUUGAGAAGAAUGGUGUGAAAUUCGGUGAGGCUGUGUGGUUCAAGGCUGGUGCACAGAUCUUCUCUGAGGGUGGGCUUGACUAUUUGGGGAACCCAAACCUGAUCCAUGCUCAGAGCAUCCUUGCCAUCUGGGCUGUUCAGGUUGUGCUCAUGGGGUUUGUUGAAGGAUACAGAGUUGGUGGAGGACCUCUUGGUGAAGGCCUAGACCCUAUCUACCCUGGUGGUGCCUUUGACCCUCUUGGUCUUGCUGAUGACCCUGAUGCAUUUGCUGAGUUGAAGGUAAAGGAACUCAAGAAUGGUCGGUUGGCUAUGUUCUCCAUGUUUGGUUUCUUUGUUCAGGCCAUUGUCACUGGCAAGGGCCCUAUUCAGAACCUUUUCGACCAUGUUGCUGAUCCUGUAGCCAACAAUGCUUGGGCUUAUGCCACCAACUUUGUCCCUGGACAAUAA
Sphenostylis stenocarpa is the source of this 798-nucleotide messenger RNA. The record is from the annotation of a GenBank genome assembly. NCBI's taxonomy places the organism in Eukaryota, Viridiplantae, Streptophyta, Magnoliopsida, Fabales, Fabaceae.